Dendrobium catenatum is the source of this 1863-nucleotide messenger RNA. Its product is annotated as probable protein S-acyltransferase 23. Gene Ontology annotation, biological process: protein palmitoylation. Bases 95 to 1750 code for a protein of 551 amino acids. Gene Ontology annotation, cellular component: Golgi membrane. The transcript has 13 exons. The record is from RefSeq and is a predicted model, not a curated record. NCBI's taxonomy places the organism in Eukaryota, Viridiplantae, Streptophyta, Magnoliopsida, Asparagales, Orchidaceae. Gene Ontology annotation, molecular function: palmitoyltransferase activity; protein binding.
CGCAGCUGGCGUCGACCCGCGAAGAGAGAAAAUUCCCCAACCCUCCAACUCCUCUUGAUAUUCAACCCUCCUAAUCCCUUCCGCAUGCUUGACCAUGACGAUCGCUGAUGCCGAGAUCGAGAUAAUUUCUGACGCCAAGUCGAACGAUCUUCCAAACGGAAACCCCAAUCCUUCUAAACCCGCUGAACCCAUCAUCGUCGAUGUCCACUCCGCUUCCGCCUACGGUGACCUCCAGAAGCUCCGUUGUUUUGUUGAGACGGACGGUCAAUCCCUUUCUAAGCCCGACGGCAACGGAUACUAUGCGCUGCAGUGGGCUGCGCUCAACAACUACGCCGACGUUGCACAGUAUAUAAUCGAGCAUGGCGGUGAUGUCAACGCUGCGGAUAACACGCAACAGACAGCUCUACACUGGGCAGCGGUUCGGGGUUCUAUAGCUGUUUCUGAUGUGUUGCUUCAGAGUGGAGCUUGGAUAGAGGCUGCGGAUCUAAAUGGUUACCGGGCAGUUCAUGUUGCAGCUCAAUAUGGCCAAACAGCUUUCCUAAAUCACAUUGUUGCAAAGCAUGGUGCUGAUUUUGAUGCUCCUGACAAUGAUGGGAGGAGCCCUCUUCAUUGGGCUGCUUACAAGGGGUUUGCUGAUACAGUUAGGUUACUUCUGUUUUGGAAUGCUUGCCAAGGAAGGCAAGAUAAAGAAGGCUGCACGCCUUUACACUGGGCUGCUAUUAGAGGUAACACAGAGGCAUGUAAUGUACUUGUCCAGGCGGGUACUAAAGAAGAAUUGACCGUGAAAGAUAAAUCGGGAUUCACUCCAGUUCAGCUUGCCUCAGAUAGGGGUCAAAAACAUGCUGCCAUUAUUCUUUCUAAUGCAACCAGGGUGAGUGGCAUUUUCUGUGGAUAUGGAUUCUGCAAUGGAAAGCUGGCAAAGAUUGGCUAUGCUCCGAUUUUAUUGGCUUUUCUUGUUGUUCUAGUAGUUCUCUUCAUCAACUCUGUACUUGAUGCGCCAAAUUUCACAAAGAUUACGGCUGUUGUUGCACUCUGGGGAUGGACUGGUGUUUCCCUUGCAGUCGUUUCCUUAUUUAUGUUCUAUAGAUGUAGCAGCAAGGAUCCUGGCUAUAUUAAACCAAGAUUCGAAAGUUCCUUGAGCAAUGAAGGUGUUGAUGACGCUCUAUUGAGCAUUGAUCCCUAUAACUCACCUAUAUGGACAGGAAACUGGUCUCAGCUUUGUCCUACUUGCAAGAUAAUCAGGCCUCUGCGAUCCAAACACUGUCCCACUUGUAAGCGUUGUGUGGAUCAAUUUGAUCAUCAUUGUCCAUGGAUAUCCAAUUGCGUUGGUAAGAAAAAUAAAUGGGACUUCUUUGUUUUUCUUUGCUUGGGAUGCCUGACUUCUCUACUUGGCGCUGUUAUUGCAGUUCAUAGGAUGUGGACGGGAUCACCAGUCAAACCAUCUUCUGGAAGGUGGAUGCAUCAUAUGGUGACAGAACACCCCGGAGCAGUUUCUUUUCUCUUGAUGGAUACCAUCUUACUAGCAGGUGCAUCGGCUUUAACAAUAGCACAGGCAUCUCAGAUAGCACGAAACAUAACUACUAAUGAAAUGGCAAAUUCUGCUCGGUACUCCUAUCUUCGAGGCCCAGACGGGCGUUUUCGAAAUCCUUAUAAUCUUGGCUGUAAAAGGAAUUGCACUGAUUUCCUCAUCCACGGAUACAGCAAUGAUGAUGAAAUAGCUUGGCCAUCGCUUCACCAGGCUGUGAGAUGAAACUUAGCCUUCCAGGGGUGAGUUAUUUUUCUAUUCAAUAUCUGAACAUAUUAUGGAAAAAAAGAGAAGAAAGAUUUCAAAAUAAGUUAAUUGUUGUAGCUUUUUGUUGCUUA